Lichtheimia ornata is the source of this 4710-nucleotide messenger RNA. RefSeq lists its product as uncharacterized. NCBI's taxonomy places the organism in Eukaryota, Fungi, Mucoromycota, Mucoromycetes, Mucorales, Lichtheimiaceae. Gene Ontology annotation, molecular function: nucleic acid binding. Gene Ontology annotation, biological process: DNA integration. The record is from RefSeq and is a predicted model, not a curated record. The transcript has a single exon. The coding region runs from base 1 to 4710 and encodes 1569 amino acids.
AUGAACAACAACAACAACAACAACAACAACAACAACAACAACGCUAACAACAACGCCGAGAACACCACUCGCUACAACCACUCCAUCAACCACGCUGUCAACCAACUUAGCAGCAACAACCCCUAUCGCAAUGACAAUUCCUUUGCCCCUGUUGACAACAAUGUCUUCACGUUGCCUCCUAUGGUCAACAAUGCCAAUAAUGGCCGUGCACCUAAUUUGCACUUUUUGCUUAAUAAUGAUAGCAGCGUGGCAGAAGCCCCUGUUCGUGGCAUGCAAGAGUUGGCUAUUUCGCCUCCUCAGCACCGCCAAUCUGAGGUCAAUAAUGGCUCUCAACAAUCUCAACCUCUGAGCUCGUCUCACGUUGUACCAAACAUUAACUUGUCGCCUGCAACUGGCGCCUCGGCAUCUGUGUAUGCUGAUGAGGAGAAGCAAACAAUUGCGACUCUUCAACGUCUACAGAACAUGUGGAUGGCUAAGAGUAAUCUUUUGAAUCAGGCCCAAACGCUUGAGGAAUUGAGAGGACAUCGUCUGGAGAUGAAGGCCAUUAAGCUUGAAAUCGAAAGUAUCAAAGAAACGUACCACGACAUGUUCCCUGCUAACCCCGCUUUCUUUCCUACCACUUAUGGACAAUCGUCCGAGGGCUCGGCAUUAAGCCAAAAUGCUCAACCAAAGGCUUCACGCCCACCAAAGCUUCCAAAAGAAAUCCCUUACUUGAACACGCCAUCCACUCAACAUUCGGAUCCUGCUGCUCGUCAGCAUAAAUUUCACAGCGCUGAAGAAUGGGCUACAAAAGUAGACCGUGUGAUGAAUUACAAUGGCUUUGAAAGCGAAGAAAGCAAAAACACACAUUGGCGCCGAAUCGUAAAUUACGCUUUAGAUACACAACAACUAGAGCGCCUCAUGUCUGCAUUGGAAAAUGCGGACGUUGAGCCUGGUCAUGAAUUCACUUGGGUCCAGGUUAAAGCAACAAUCAUCACGCUGUUCGAUACGACAGCUGAACAACGUCGUCUGCAUGGCGAGGUCAUUAAUUGUCGUCAAAAACACGACGAGGCGUUGUGCUCCUUUGUGCGACGCUUUUCAGAUCUCGUUUAUCAGGCUAAACUCCCGCAACAAGACGCCUUUAUUCGCGAUUUGAUGUUUGAAAACAUGCUAGUAAGUACUAAUCAGCUUGCUUCGGACCAUGUUAAUUUGAAAUAUGGAGCCGACUGGCCGGUGGAUCUUGAACACUUUCGCCGCGCCUUUGCCAACUUCAACACUAUGCCAACUUUUGGUACUGCUGGAUCCAAACGAUCUCGCACAGACACUUUCUUCACCAAUCAACGCGACGAACGUAAGUUCAAGCAACCCAAACACCAAUUUCAGAAUGUACCAAAAGGUGCAUGUUCGCAUUGCUUCAAGCAUGAAAAAGGUAAAAUCGUGGAAUUCAACAAUGGCAGCCACGAGUGCCCACAUGAUCCCCGCGGCAAGAUGUAUGAAAACAACCAUUGUUUCCGUUGUAAACAGGAAGCACGAAAAAGAAUAGCUAGCGGCAAAGCUCCCUCACACGUCUUGCAAAAGCGUAAAGCCCCACAACAAUUCCUUGCACGUAGUGCCAAUAUCAUCCCACAAGCGGAUCAAGCGGCCGAAGCCGACAACAACUCAACCUCUGCGUCCUCGUCUCGUUCCUCUGAAUCAGGCUUGGAUGAAAGCAACAUUGACGCUGAUGUCUCAAUGACUGAAGCUGAUGACAACUGUAAGUUGAAAAGCCGUAUGGCAACAAAACAUGAAACAAAGGCACAAGCUGACGAAAUCACUAUCCCCGUGAUGAUAGAAAACAAACGUGUAUUGGCCUUACUCGAUUCUGGAGCAAACUUUUCCUCUAUCGAUACUAAACUCUGUAAAGAAUUGGGCAUUCAAAUAAAACACGUACAUGGAAACAUCACACUUGCAGAUAGUUCUAUCAAAUUGCCUCGUAUGGGCACAACAAAAAAGUUAGCUGUGUCGUAUAACCACGUUAAGGUCACGCACCAAUUUGAAGUCAUGAACCUUGCAAGAGGUCACCCUGUCAGCAUUGGAACAGAUCUCAUGAAGACAUUUCGUAUCGGUUUCGCAGGUUUGGUAGCCAAAUGGGACGAUCAAGAAGCACAGGUUGAAGAAGCGGAAGAGAAGCCACCAAAGCCAAACGCGUCUCCAGCAGGUUCUGAAAAGGAACGAAAGGCAUUGUUUGAAACAAUUGACCCCUUGCUGGAUGCAAAUCAGGCUAUCCCCACAAAUGCAUUCUGCACUUUACCUGAAGCUGUCGUCAAACUCCCUACCAACGGCAAGACUGUUUACAAAAAACAAUACCCCAUUGCUGAUAAACAUCUUCCCAUGAUACAAGAAACAAUCUCCAAGUGGUUACGCGAUGGCAUUAUUGAGAAGGCACCGGCAGAAGUUUAUGGUCGCUGGAAUAAUCCUUUGACUUUGGCUCCCAAAAAGGAUGCGCACGGUGACAAAACAAAGUUUCGCCUAUGCCUUGAUCCACGAGCUCUAAACAUUCACCUGCCUGAUGAAACCUAUCGCUUACCUCUCAUCGAUGAAAUCUUUCGCCAAGUAAAGCAUGCAAAUGUUUUCACCACUUUGGAUCUCACACAAGCAUUUCACCGGUUACCAAUUCAUCCGCCACAUCGCGUGCACACAACUUUUACAUCACCGGUUGACAACCAAGCUUAUUGCUUUGUGUCCAUGCCUUUUGGCAUCAAAUCCACCAGCUCAAAAUUCCAACGCUGUAUGCACGUGCUAUUGGGCGACUUACCAUUUACGUCUACCUUCGUGGAUGAUGUGGUAAUCUUCUCUGCUAAUAUGCAAGAACAUGUCCAUCACGUUGCUACGGUCAUUGAAAGGCUGACAAAAGUCAACCUCGUCCUCAAUCGCGCUAAAUGCGUAUUUGCAAUGCGUUCCGUUUAUCUUUUGGGAUUCUGUAUCUCUGAAGGCGGUCGCAAAACUCUUGAUCCCCGCAAAGUAGCCAAUACGCAGGAAUGGCCAACCCCACAAACCGGCAAGGACAUCGAAAGAUUUAUGGGCGUUAUCAAUUACUUUCACGCUCACGUCCCAAGGGUUGCAGAAUUAUCAGCACCUUUGAAUUGCCUACGCAAACUCAAAUACCUUGGUAAACAUUGGGGUCCAAAACAACAACAAGCUUUUGAAGCCAUCAACGCGGUGCUUGCACAACAUCCUGUGUUACAUCAACCUUUUAUGGAUCGUCCAUUUUAUGGGGCAACCGAUGCUUCAAACAACGGCAUUGGCGCUGUCCUAUACCAACUCUCGAAAAGUGGCAAAAAACGCUACAUCGCUUUUAUGGCUCGAUCAUUGAAACCCGCUGAACGCAAUUAUCAAAUCACCAAGAAGGAACUUUUGGCUAUCAUCUUUGCUCUCAAUCGCUUCCAUACUUAUCUUUGGGGCAACAAAUUUAUCUUGUAUACCGAUCACCAAGCUCUGGUAUACUUACAUUCCCAGGAACAACUCAACCCAAUGCUCACAAAAUGGCUCGAUCGCAUCCUCGACUACAAUUUCGAAAUCGUUUACAUCAAAGGUAUACUUAAUACGCUGCCAGAUCGACUUUCUCGGCUGUUCCCUGAUGCUCACAGCCUGGGGGAGGGUGAAAACCCGCAGCAAUUGCAAAACCACAAAAAGGUUAAGCAUGACAACCCUAUGACAAACAAUGAGGACAACGAGGAAUCGGGUCCAUCAGAUGAUGAGGAUGAUGAUGAAACCAAUACAAUCAAAGAUCCAAUCGCUAGAGCCGCACACAGGAUCAGCAGGGAUUACAUUGAACCACCACCUGAAGCACGUCACCAGCUACUUAUGGAAUCUCAUCUUCUCGGUCACUUUGGUGCCGAUGCAAUCGUAAAUGACAUUCACAUGAAAGGCAUGCACUGGCCACACAUCAAAAACGAUGCAUUACGCCUAACACAAAGUUGUGCAAAAUGCCUACAAGUAAACACCAUACGACGUGGAUACAAUCCUCUACGCCCAAUCAGCUGUGACAUUGCUGGCGACCACUGGUCUAUUGAUCUUGCAGGUCCAUUAACCAAAACAAAUAGAGGCAAUGAAUAUUUGCUCAUCAUGGUGGACAUUUGUACAAGAUUCUGCCUACUGAAACCAAUCCCUGACAAAAAAGCAAACACCAUUGUCACACAACUAAUUGACGCCUUUACCACCUUUGGAAUACCAAGAAUCGUGAGCAGCGACAAUGGAAGUGAAUUUUCAAAUGAACUCAUGGAGCUGUUUACAAAAACAGUGGGCAUUGACCAUCGUUUAAUCACACCCUACAAUCCUCGAGCAAAUGGCAGUGCUGAGCGUUGGGUGCAAAGUGCAAUCAAUGGCAUCAAGAAAUCAAUGGAAGGCGCUAUUCCCGAUUGGGAUUUAUACGUACCCGCUACACAACUAGCCUUAAACGUUAAAGUAUCAACGAGACACAAAUCACGCCCUUUCGCCUUGAUGUUUGCACGCAACUUGAAUGAAUUCAAGGACUACAGCCAAGACGCACCAAGACGAUCCAUGAGUGUAGAAGAAAUGAUUGAAAAUGCAAACAAGAUGGAGGAAAUCAUAUUCCCGGCAAUCAAUGAGCGCACCUUACAAGUGAACGAAGCAAGGAAAAAGGAAUUCGACAAGAAGCAUAAGCUCGUUGAGUUCAAACCUGAUGACCACGUGAUGGUAGCUGAACGCAAAAACGACAAAGAAGCAAACUAG